Molecule: messenger RNA, 5516 nt
Organism: Macrobrachium nipponense
Lineage: Eukaryota; Metazoa; Arthropoda; Malacostraca; Decapoda; Palaemonidae
Product: prolyl 3-hydroxylase OGFOD1-like
Exons: 8
Coding region: 424-3978 (1184 amino acids)
Biological process (GO): peptidyl-proline hydroxylation; regulation of translational termination; regulation of cell cycle
Cellular component (GO): cytoplasm
Molecular function (GO): peptidyl-proline dioxygenase activity; L-ascorbic acid binding; iron ion binding
Source: RefSeq, a predicted model, not a curated record
UGACGCCGGAAUUGACCGAAGUUAGGACCACGUGAAUUCUCUCCCUCCGUUAAAUGAUAUGAAUUAAGAAACAAAUUCCUCUGAUUCCGCUUUGGCCAAGCCGGGAUUCGAACUUCGGACCAUCAGAUUGGCAGCCGAGCGCGAAAACCACUCGUCCAGCAAGGAACUUAGGUGCAGUGGUGAAGAAUCUUGCUGACAGAUGAGAAGAGUUUUUGACUUACCCAGAAAUUUGGCACUGACGUUGAAGAAAGUAUUGGAUCCCUUGGCAAAAGUGAAAAUAAAAAGAAGAAAAAUUUAACAAAACAAACAAAAAAGAACUCUAAAAAACCAGUAGCAGAUGGUGAUCUUGAUCAGUCAAAUCAAUCUAAUGCUGGAGGGUCAAACAAACUUUUACCAGAAAGCAGCAUAAAUAAACCUGUAGUGAUGGGAAAAAAUAAAAGAAAAAUGAAGGAAGCUAAUGGUGAGGAUGCAUUGUCAAAGAGACCUAGAAUUAAACCCGAGGGUGAACAAGCUGUUUCUGAGACUUUACCUGUUGUAAGGAAAGAUGAUAAAAUUAGAAAUGGUAAGCCUACUUUAACUAAAAAAGGAAAGUGGGGAAAAAGAAAAGAUACACAGAAUGCUGAUGAAAAUGAAAAAGUUAGCAAUGAACCUGCUUUGAAAAAAUUGAAGGUGGAAAAUGAGAAUGUAAAUGACAUCAAGAAUAAGUUGGGUACUAAUGAUGAAGAGCCACAGUCAAGUGCAGAUGCUGCCAUUCCAAAGAAGAAGAAGAAGAAGAAGAAGAAGAAAAAGCAAGGCAGGAUCAUUGAAGCAAGUGAGGGAAAAGAAAAGACUGACAAAAAAGUUAGUGAUGAACCUACUUUAAAAAAAUUGAAGGUGGAGAAUGGGAAUUCGAGUAAUGAAGUAUUGGAAGUUAAAAAGUUAGAAGUUAAUGAUAAACAACAGCAGUUAAAUGCAGAUAUGGCCACUGGAAAGAAAAAGAAGAAAAAAGGAAAAAAGAAGCAGGCCAGUAUCAGUGAAGCAAAUGAGGUUCAAAAAGAGACAAAAGAACUAGGUUCACCAGGUAGCAGUGUCAAAGAACAAGGAAAGAAAAAUAAAAAGAAAAAGAAUAAAAAAAAUAAGGUAGAAAUGGGAAAAAUGAAUCAGACCAUUACAGACAUUGCUAAGCCAUCCUCUGGAGAGAUGAAAAGCAGUAAUAAUGCAGUUGUGGAGCAGAAAAACAAGAAGAAAGUUCCAAAGGCAGAAGAAGCAUCAUCUGCCACUGGCAAGUCACAAAGCAAAAAGAAUGGGAGUCUUGAUGGAUCAAGUAAAGAUUCUAGUAAUGAAGCCAUGAUAUCUUCCCCUUUAAAACUUAAUGAAGCAUAUGGAGAUGAAGCUAGUAGAGAUGAAAUCAUCAAAUGUUGGUCUGAAGGCUCACCACUUCAAAAAGAUAAUGGUUUCAAGUUACUGACUGAACCCUUCAAAUGUAUGUAUAUGCCACAUUUCCUGCAAGAUGGUAAUUUCCUACAGAAUGUGAAAGAAGAACUGUCAAGUUUAGAGUUACAUAAGAAGAGUAAUGACCUUUAUAAGGCUACUAACUGUCAGGAGGCGGGGUGUAACGCCGUCCUCCAGGACCCCUGCGGCCAUGAAGUAUGCAGGACCCACGCUCCUUGUGCUAUCAGCCACGAGGACCUGACUGUUUGGCAUCAUGAGGCUUGCACCAUUUGCUACGACCUUGUGAGCCAAUUCUUGGACGGAGCUGCCGCCGUUAAAGAAGUCGCGUUGGCUACCCUGAAGGCCUGGGUAGGCGGCUUCGGGAAAAACGCCCCCAAAGGACAGCCCUAUAUCCUUGAUAAGAAGUUGGCUGUCCAGAUCUUCCCUGGUGGCAAGGCAACUGGGUAUGUGGAUCCCGCCGCGGCAGCUCCGACAAUUGCAUACAUCCAGCAGCAGGUGGAGCAAGCCUUGGUUGGAGAGGGUAGCCAGGACGUCGUGGCGGACGUGGCCACACUCGACCUUAAUUUAGAGCCUAUGACGGCUACUAACUGUCAGGAGGCGGGGUGUAACGCCAUCUUCCAGGACCCCUGCGGCCAUGAAGUAUGCAGGACCCACGCUCCUUGUGCUAUCAGCCACGAGGACCUGACUGUUUGGCAUCAUGAGGCUUGCACCAUUUGCUACGACCUUGUGAGCCAAUUCUUGGACGGAGCUGCCACCGUUAAAGAAGUCGCGUUGGCUACCCUGAAGGCCUGGGUAGGCGGCUUCGGGAAAAACGCCCCCAAAGGACAGCCCUAUAUCCUUGAUAAGAAGUUGGCUGUCCAGAUCUUCCCCGGUGGCAAGGCAACUGGGUAUGUGGAUCCCGCCGCGGCAGCUCCGAUAAUUGCAUACAUCCAGCAGCAGGUGGAGCAAGCCUUGGUUGGAGAGGGUAGCCAGGACAUCGUGGCGGACGUGGCCACACUCGACCUUAAUUUAGAGCCUAUGACGGUAGGUGCUGAGGACCUAUUAGUUGAGGUAAGUUUGUUGGGCGCUCAAGGGCUUCCCUUGGGUGCGCCUGGAUCUUCUUCCCCUGUACCUUCUUCCUCUUCAUCCCAAGGCUUUACGGGAUCAGAGAUCCCUACUAGUACGCCUGCUGCAUCUGUGCCCCCUAAGGUGAAGGGACACAGAGAGCAGAAGACAGCAUCCAAAAAACAGUCGUCGUCUUCUCGUAAGUCUUCGGCGUCCCAUACCGGAGCAGGGAAAGUGAAGUCCAAGCCAUCACACUCUAGAGGGUCACGAGGCAAGUCCUCUAAGGAGAAGGUCCGCGCUCCAGCCAAGCCUGUACCUUCUCCUGUUGCUGCCUUUUCGGCAGCUUUCUUACAACAAGUGGGCGAGACGUUCAAAUUGCUUGAUACGAGGUUUGAGCAGAUGUUUGCUCGAAUCUCUAAUACGCUAAAUCAGUCAGGUCAGUCCAUUCAAAACCUGUCAGAGCGUGUAUCAGACCACGACAAUCCCCUGGCUGGCCUGAACCAGAUACCUCAGGCCGACCCUCCAGUAGCAGGAACUGGUCUUGCCCAGUUACCAGCAUACGACACCCUUCCCGCAUUUUCUAUGAGUAAUCCUUGGAGGGUAGCAGCCUAUGCUCCCUUCAAGGAUGGCAUGAUAUCAAUCCCGGAAUGUGGAACAAGAAGGAUCGAGGACUUCGAGUUCCACCCUACCGGAUUGACAACGCCUUUCAUGGGUUAUGCAAGACUGACAGAGACAGCUCUCAAUAGGGAAGACAAAAUCCCUAGAGAAACUGUCCUGUACAGUAGGGACCAAGCCCAGAGGGAAUGGGUACAUUGCUUGGAGGACUGGGAUUGCUCCAACACCAGACUCCAAGCCUUCAAAAGCCCAUUUACCAUCUAUGUCACAGAGGAGGAGUCACCACUCCCCUUUACGACAAAACUGAUGAAAACUACCAUGCAAGCGGCUAUGAAGGACGAACCUCUCCCACAGCUCAAGGAAGCAGACCCUACUUCUCCUCUCUUCCCGGCAUUUGGAGACCUGUGGGAGAACCUGCCGGCUACCUUCACGGUAGGUAAGUUGAAACCGGACUGUGCCAUGGAACAGCUCGGGGAGAAGCUGCCUAGACUGCCUGAUAACCUCAUUCAGGCAGAGUUCGAUGCAAGGACCAGGCUUGGGAGGACGCUCAACUCCCUGGUCAUAACCGAAGAGGCUGCCCUAACCUACGCCUCGGAACCCCUCUUCAAAAUCCUGGCCAAAUCUCAAAUGCAGACCGUACAAGCUGAUGCGUAUGACUUUAUAGUAGCAAGGAGGAACUGCCGUAAGCAUGUCCUCCAAGAGGCUACUAUCCGACAUGAACCAAAUAGGCUACUCGCCUCAAACAUCUGGGGAGCAGACCUCUUUCCGGAGUCAUCGGUCAAUGAGGUACACCACGAAGCUUCGAGGCUUAACCAAAGCCUUAGAGCUCGGUGGGGUAUCUCAGCUAAGAGGAAGCAGGAGAAUCCUUCCUCCUCUGCAAGAAAUUAAAAAAAACUAAGAGGUUCCAGCCGUACCAAAAGCAUCAGCAGCAGCAGCAUUUCGUUCAGGCUGUCCCAGUCACUCAACCUGGUCAGCCAUCAACAUCUAAAGGCCAGAGUCAGCCCAUUCUCUUGCUGUCCCCUCAAGGUCAACCUUCAACCUCGUAUGCUGUUUCUCCGGCUUUCAACCCUAUGUUUGAAAGCCAAGCUUUCCAAACCUUUAAUAGGUUCGCCAGGGGAAGCAGGGCCAGAGGUAACUUUCGGCAACGAGGUGCAGGAAGAGCUACCAACAGGGGUAAGCACUUCCGAGGAGGACGUGGAGGCCAUCCCACACAACAGCAGUGAGGUUCCCCAGGUAGGAGGGAGGCUGUUCCUCUUCCGUCACAGGUGGGGGUUCAGCAAAUGGGCACAGAGUAUCGUGUCCAAAGGGCUAGGUUGGAGUUGGAUCAAAGGUCCCCCUCCAACCAAAUCUUUCCUUCAACCACCAUCAAAGGAAUUGGCAGAUUAUGCAGAGGAGCUCCUCCAGAAAGGAGUUGUGUCGAGAGUCAAGCAUCUAAAAUUUCAAGGGCGCUUGUUCAGCGUGCCAAAGAAAGGCUCAUUAAAAAGAAGAAUAAUCUUAGACUUGUCUCAGCUAAACUUAUUCAUUCGUUGCGACAAGUUCAAAAUGCUGACCAUCUUCAGGAGAAGUUUUGCUUUCCCCAGAUCGUAGUUUUUUUAGCUAAAAAUGAGGACCCUUUAGCGAGGUGGGCCCCUUGGAAGGUCAUCCCCCUUCCCCAAGACCCUUCUCUUUGUCCAGUAAUGACGUUACGAGCCUUUCUGUCUAGGACAUCUUCUAGAUCCUCAGGUCCUCUCUUUAUGAGAGAAAAAGGUGGCACUUUAUCAGUAAAAGGGAUCAGGCAGCAGAUCCUUUACUUCAUUAAACAAGCUAAUCCUGAAUCAUUUCCAAAAGCACAUGAUAUCAGGGCAGUAGCCACCUCUAUUAAUUAUUUUCAACAUAUGAAUUUUGGUGAUCUUGAGAAAUAUACUGGAUGGAAAUCGCUGACAGUCUUCAAGCGUCACUAUCUAAAGUCCUUGGAAUCCUUAAAAUUUUCAGCAGUGGCAGUGGGAAACAUAGUUUCCCCUGACUCUGCACAGUAGUUGUAGUUGAAGAUCCAGGUCUCCUUUCUAUCUACCUCAGCUAAUAUGUCUCUUACCCUACCGUUAAGCUCUAUAAGGUUCUCUAGCCUUAGCUGCUAUGAUUACAUCAAAGUGGAAUGUCCCUUAUUUUUAUGCUAGGGACAUCUACACCAAUUUGUAUAUUAUGAAAUAUCUUUGGGUGUUGCUCCCCUUAUUUUUAUGCUAGGGUAGCACACCUUUAUUGUUUACUAUGUUUUGUAUAUUGUUUUAGUUUUAGUGAGUCUUUUUAUUAUAUUAUCUCACUCACCAUACUAAAUAAGUUAUCAUUGAUUGUUUGAAUUAAUAUUAAGUUAGUUAUAAGUUUCUUUGAAUUUGUAAGUAAAAUUUUUGUAUGACAACUUUUGAAUCUAUGCCAUUAUACCUUUAAUUUUA